This is a messenger RNA of Cyclocybe aegerita, 1665 nucleotides long. Lineage: Eukaryota; Fungi; Basidiomycota; Agaricomycetes; Agaricales; Hemipholiotaceae. The record is from the annotation of a GenBank genome assembly.
AUGCCGCGCAAGAAAACUAAAUCAACUAGACAGGCGGACACGAGCACAGCUGAGCAGGCCAUGGAGUUCUUUCUGUCCUCGAUUCGCGACCCGCACAAGGUCACGCAUUGUGGAAGAUGCCUCUGCGGUGCAUUGCUCACGGCUGUAGCUGCGGAACCAGACCGACCAAUAGACACCCCAGAGAAAUUACCUGCGUCUAUCAGGAAAAACCUCGAAUUUUGGAAUUUGCUGCUCUCAUUUUUCGUUACCCCGAGAACGGACGAAGAGAUCGACUGUCUACUCACCGCAUUCUCAGAAUGUCGUUGCCAGCUCACAGAAAGCGGUAUCCACAUAUAUCAUGAAAAGGGCGAAAAGGCAGAAGAAGGGUCGAUGAAUAGGACAUGGAUGGAACACUAUGCGCCUCCAGAGGCGAGGGCAAAGUAUUCCGCAGUGCGAUGUACAUUCGUUGUUCAAGGCUUUGCCAUCCUCUGUGCAGGUCUGCACGACGGCGGCAUCGAACCCGUAGCAAAAGGCGUUACGCAUACAUGGCCCAGCACCCCACUGGACCUCGUUCCAUUUGGCGCAGACGAGCUGGUGCAAACCAUGCUGCAGUGGUAUCGUCUCGUACCCGAUCCCAUCGUCAUCCAGCUCACCACCCGCAUCCUCCACACAACUCGUUUCGUUCUCAUCCCCAGCCUUUACAAAUAUCGGUUCGCGCAUACAUUUGUCGAUAUUGUACGAAACAUCCUCGAUCUCACUGUCGCAGAGCUGGCCAAGCCGGAGCCGACAUCUGAAGAUGUAAAGGCCAACCGUAUGCGCUACAACCACCUUCUUCGAGGGUUGCUCGAUUUCCUACACGAAGUCGUCGACGAGCUACCCCAAGACAGCAUCUCUGAUGUCAUAUUCGGCUGCGAGACGAAGAUUAUGCAGCUGUGCUCGAUGAUUGUCUAUCUUUCCUCCGACUUGCGAUUACGGGCCAGUGAAAUUCUUAAAGAAGAGACCGUCACCCUCUUCGCAGCCUAUGGCCAGACCCUCUUCCGAUUCUUCCACAUUCAUAUGUACCCGCGACCGAACAUCCCCCUCCACCCCGACAUCGUGAAACUCGACAACUUCAAAUUCCCUCCCCCGACGUCCGUGCGAACUGUCCCAAAGUAUGUCAUCUGCGACAUUGCCUACUUCCACAACGAGACGCGGUGCUCAGCGUGCAAGUGCCCCAACUCCAUUCAAAGCGCGGGCAAGAACUUUCAGAGGUGCAGCCGGUGCCACGCCGUGUCGUACUGCGGCCGCCAGUGCCAGACCGUCGCCUGGCGCGACGAGAAGUUCCCGCACAAGCGUAUCUGCCGUGCGAUUCGAUUCUUGAUUGACGCGGCUGGUGGACCAGGGUACUUCUGGCAUAUCCCGAACGCGCCUCAGGCUGCGUUCUUGUCAAUGAUACCGGGUGUUCAAGUUGAGCCAUUCCUCGCGUUCGAGUCGUUUAUACUGGAAAAUUGGAGGAAGGCGGGCAUCACAGAGGACCAUGAAGAUUUGAACUAUGUCUAUGAUUGGUCCAGGAGCAUUGCUGCGACGCGGAAUAUGCCUGAUGGCUCGAAGUGGACGCCAGGGUUUCCGGACUAUGAAGAAGCUCUUUCAAAGCUGACUGUUCCUCUUGGACGAGGUCCUCGACGUAAGCAUUUCCCUUCCCGUUGA